This is a messenger RNA of Aureobasidium musti, 603 nucleotides long. The record is from the annotation of a GenBank genome assembly. Lineage: Eukaryota; Fungi; Ascomycota; Dothideomycetes; Dothideales; Saccotheciaceae.
CAGGCCAACCGUCCCAUUGUCAUAUCCGGGCCUUCUGGCUCUGGCAAAUCGACUCACUUGAACCGUCUGCUCAAGGAGUACCCCGACCGCUUCGGCUUCUCCAUCUCUCGCCAAGAACAGAACGGUGUCGAGUACCACUUUGUUACAAAGGAGGAGUUCUUGAAGCUCGUUGAUCAGAAUGGCUUCAUCGAGCACGCCCAGUUCGGUAGCAACUACUACGGCACCAGCGUCCAGGCUGUCAAGGAUGUUGCUCAAAAGGACCGCACCUGCAUCCUAGACAUUGAGAUGGAGGUACGCAUGGCCCUCAGUCAUUCUCAUCCCAAGUGCGACUCUAAUCUGAACUAUCACAGGNGCGUCAAGCAAGUAAAGAAGAAGGACCUCAACGCCCGCUACCUCUCUCUGCAACCACCAUCGCUCGAGACUCUCGAGUCGCGUCUGCGCGGCCGUGCCACCGAUUCCGAAGACGCCAUCACCCAACGUCUUGCUCAAGCCAAGAACGAGCUCGAAUUUGCGAAGACCCCUGGUGUCUUCGACAAGGUCAUUAUCAACGACGACCUUGAGAAGGCCUGGACAGAAUUUAAGGCCUUCUGUGUGUCUGAAGAG